UUGCCCAAUAAAGUCGCAAAUAAUUUAACCAUUACUUUUAAUUUAAAGGCAUUAAUCGAUGCUAGAUGUACAGAUACAAUUCUGUGGUCAAUAACAUCAUUUAUUGGAAUUCUAUUGACUUUUUUACAUUCAAUACCACUAAUAACGAACAGCUGGGUCUAUGUCAUCGAACCAAGGCCAAUCAACAAAACGAAUGAAAAUGGCGACUUUCUGGUUUUAUUUUUUAAGUCUUAUUUAAUUAUUCGGAAUGCGGAAAUUGAACGACGUUGCCACUGGAAUCCAAUAUUCACUGGCGAAGAUCUUACUGAAUACAGUUCUGCCACUUUAGCUAUCGAAAAUCGUCUAGCAGUACCAGCAACAAUGCAUAUCAUUGGAGCAAUCUUAUGUUAUUUGGCUUUUUUCUUUGGUACCAUAGGGCAUUUAAAAAGAAAUUCGCAGAGUUUGAUAUCUGCUAUAAUAUAUAUUUGCGGGGGUUUGAUAAUUUUAAUGGGUGUCUUGCAAUUUGUUUGUGUGGUCGAUGAUGAAAUGGCACCGAGAAUGAAACCAAACGCGGCUGGAGAACCAUCGAAAUUUAAAUUUCAAUAUGGGGACGUAUCGGAUAAAAUUAAAGUGAUACCUGGCUUGGCAGCUCAUGUGAGGCAUACGCAAAUGGAAAAGGCGUUAUUGGGUGUGCAAAUGCCUGAAGCAAUGAAGCGAGAAUCAGAAUAUGCGAUUUUUAAUUCAUUCAGUCAUAGAAUUCCACCAACUACAGCAUUCGGCUCCAUUUCACCAAACUCUUCUCCACUUCCUUUUGAUAAUUCUUUAAUUUCAUCGCCUCCUCCUGAUGUUUCUUUGAUUAAAUAUCAUUCAUCAUUUCCUUAUAAGCAUAUGAAAGCCAAUGCAUAA
Molecule: messenger RNA, 885 nt
Organism: Dracunculus medinensis (Guinea worm)
Lineage: Eukaryota; Metazoa; Nematoda; Chromadorea; Rhabditida; Dracunculidae
Source: the annotation of a GenBank genome assembly